AUGUUCUCCCGAACAACGCUCGCAAGAGUCUUCGCUCUACCCUGGGAGCAGCAGCACAACGCACUCCUGCGCCCCAGCUUCCGCGCCUGCCUUCACCAAGCCACGAACACAAGCAGCAGCAGCAGCAGCAGCACAUCACACCCCGAGAGCCCACUCAGCGCCACACCACGGGCCCAAUCCUCCACGCCUACCGCACAAACUCCAUCCCAACCUUCACAGGAUCAAGCGUCACCCGUACGCCUCACCAAAUCCCUCCUCGAGAAACUCCCCUACCUCACCUCUCAAAAACCGCACUACAUCACCGCGCACCUCCACGCAAAACCUUACCUCCUGACUGCAGGCGACCACCUCCGCCUGCCGUUCCUCAUGCGGGGCGUGAAACCGGGCGACAUCCUCCGCUUCAACCGGGCGUCUGUGCUGGGUUCGCGCGACUUCACGCUCAAGGGGGCGCCCUAUAUCGAUGAGCGGCUGUUUGAGUGCCGGGUGAGGGUUAUGGGUGUGGAUGCGGAGCCGUUGCGGGUGAAGGAGAAGACGAAGCGGAGACGGCGGCAUGUGCAGAAGGUCAAGAGCAAGCAUAAGUAUACGCUUUUGCGGGUAAUGGAUGUCAAGGUCAAGACGGCGGAGGAGCUACUUGAACAGGGGGCGGUGGUUGUUGAGGGGGAGGAUGUGCCGAAGAUGGAAGCUAAUGCUUAA
Molecule: messenger RNA, 693 nt
Organism: Aspergillus pseudoviridinutans
Lineage: Eukaryota; Fungi; Ascomycota; Eurotiomycetes; Eurotiales; Aspergillaceae
Product: mitochondrial 54S ribosomal protein bL21m
Exons: 1
Coding region: 1-693 (230 amino acids)
Cellular component (GO): mitochondrial large ribosomal subunit; ribosome
Molecular function (GO): structural constituent of ribosome
Source: RefSeq, a predicted model, not a curated record